Molecule: messenger RNA, 8570 nt
Organism: Biomphalaria glabrata
Lineage: Eukaryota; Metazoa; Mollusca; Gastropoda; Planorbidae
Product: putative ATP-dependent RNA helicase Pl10
Exons: 17
Coding region: 104-2461 (785 amino acids)
Biological process (GO): cell differentiation; gamete generation
Cellular component (GO): P granule; nucleus
Molecular function (GO): ATP binding; RNA helicase activity; RNA binding
Source: RefSeq, a predicted model, not a curated record
CUUUUGCUAGUCACGUGACUAAACUUAGUCCUUUUACAUUGGGUGAUCAUAAUUGGUCCAUCUUCCCUUUUUUUUUGCUAGAGUUUUAUCACAGCUUCGUAAUAUGCCUAAUGGUUCUAAUCAAAAUGGUCCUAGUCUAGAUCAGCAGUUUGCUGGGCUGGACUUGAAUGGCCCCGGGAGACAUGACUUUGAUGGACAACAAGGAGGCUAUGGUGGUGGUCGCUACGUCCCUCCACAUCUGCGUGGAGGUAUGCCCAACUUGAGCCAACCCCCACCAGGGCAUCCAAAUGCAUCUUUACCCCAACAAGGUAAUUGGGGAGAUUCUGGGGGCAGAGGGCCACCACCUCGUGAUGGAGGAAGGUGGUCGGGAAAUGACAGGGGUGGCUAUGACAAAGGAGUCAGUUAUAGUGGUGAUAGAGGAGGCAGCUACAACGAUCGUGGCAACUAUAGUGGUGACAGGGGUGGUAGCUACAAUGACAGAGGUGGUUACAACAACAAUAGGGGUGGUAUGAGAAGUGGAUACAAUGAUAACAGAGAUAACAGAGGUGGCUAUGAUAGACGUGGAGGUGGAAAUCAAGGCAAUUAUAAUCGUGGUGGUGGCAAUGCAGGUGGAGGCAAUUAUCAGUACAAUAAUGACAGGGGUAAUAAUGAUCGCUGGAACAGACAAGGAAGUGCUCCACCUCCUCCUCAACCUGUUGGUGGUGGUGGUGGUGGUGGUAACAGAUGGGAUGUUCUCAUAGAAGAUCGUGAUAGAGAACGUCGCCAAGGUGGCCAAGGAUACAAUCGCUGGGACAAUAGAGAGGACAGCUUAGGCAAUGAAUCUAGACAAGAAGAUUGGUCUAUUCCCCUGCCAAGAAAUGAAAGGCUUGAACAUGAAUUAUUUGGUGCUGGCAACACUGGCAUCAAUUUUGACAAAUAUGAGGAUAUACCUGUGGAAGCUAGUGGGGACAAUCCACCCAAACAUAUUGAACAUUUUGAAGAUUGCACUUUAGGAGAAAUAAUAAGAAACAAUAUUGCCUUAAGUAAAUACAGCAAACCCACACCAGUACAGAAAUUUGCCAUUCCAAUCAUUCUGAAUAAAAGAGAUCUAAUGGCUUGUGCACAGACAGGUUCUGGAAAAACAGCAGCUUUCCUCAUACCAAUCUUAAAUCUAAUUUAUGAAAUGGGUCCUGGAGAUUCAGCUGCUGCUGCUGCUAGGCAGUAUGGUAGAAGGAAAAUGUAUCCAAUUGCUCUUGUUCUUGCCCCUACCAGAGAAUUAGCAUCCCAGAUCUAUGAUGAAGCUAGAAAGUUUGCAUAUAGGUCAAGGGUCAGACCCUGCGUUGUGUAUGGUGGGGCAGAUAUUGGAGCUCAAAUGAGGGACUUGGACAAAGGAUGCCAUCUUCUUGUGGCAACACCUGGCCGUCUGGUUGAUAUGAUGGAAAGAGGAAAAGUUGGACUUGACCACUGCAAGUUUUUGGUCCUUGAUGAAGCUGACAGAAUGCUGGACAUGGGCUUUGAACCUCAGAUCCGUCGCAUUGUUGAGAAAGACAACAUGCCACCUUGUGGUACACGACAGACCAAUAUGUUUUCAGCCACUUUUCCAAAGGAAAUCCAGGUUUUGGCUAGAGAUUUCCUGGAGAAUUACAUCUUCUUAGCUGUAGGCAGAGUGGGCAGUACCAGUGAGAACAUCACCCAGAAAGUAGUCUGGGUCGAGGAACAAGAGAAGCGCUCUUUCCUUUUGGAUCUUCUCAAUGCAGCUGGAGUUGCAGGGUGGCCAAGUAAGACUAAUGUUAUAUCAGGACCAGAAUCAUUGACUCUUGUCUUCGUUGAAACCAAGAAAGGUGCUGAUGCUCUUGAAGACUUCCUGUUAAGAGAGGGAUACCCCGCAACAAGUAUCCAUGGUGACAGGUCACAAAGAGAACGUGAAGAUGCCUUGAGAAUUUUCAAAUGUGGAGACAGGCCUAUUCUUGUUGCAACAGCAGUGGCAGCCAGAGGUUUAGAUAUAUCAAAUGUAAGGCAUGUUAUUAAUUUUGACUUGCCCAGUGAUAUAGAAGAGUAUGUUCAUCGCAUUGGUCGUACUGGUCGUGUGGGGAACCUUGGAUUGGCCACAUCAUUUUUCAAUGAGAAAAACAAAAACAUAGUCCGUGACCUUUUGGAUUUGCUGACUGAAGCUAAUCAAGAGAUUCCAACUUGGCUUGAAUCCAUGUCUAUGGAUGUUCGUUCAGUUGGAAUGACCAGCAGACGUGGUGGAACUGUUCGAAGGUUUGGAACAGGAGGCAGCUUUGGUGGUAGGGAUUAUCGUCAACAAGCCAAGCCAAUGAAAACCAACUUUCAGCCUGGUGGUGGUAGUGGUGGUUUCAAUGGACAACAGCCCUUUAACAACCACUUUGCUCCCAACUUUCCACCACCCCAGUACAAUUAUGGAGGAAACUAUGGUGGAACUUACAGUGCUACUCCAGCCAAUGAUUGGUGGGGAAGUUAAGGCAGCCCACAAAUGUACAGCUAUGGCUAGGAGCAAGUGAAAUCUGGAAAAUAUUGCAAUGUUGGAAGAAAGAUUGAGAAUUGAAACGUCUUCAACUGUUUCAAUAGUUUCCAACAUUUUACUUGUCUUAGCUAUUGGCUAUGUGGAGAUUGAUGCCACCAACUUUGUCUCACCACUGCAUGUUGUGUAGCUAUCAUGAUGUAGUAGACUUGAUUGUUCUUCAAUAUUUCAUGUUCUUGGGGGGGACAUGCGGCAAGGACCAGAGAUGUUUAAUACGAAGCUUUGUUUAAACUCUGAAUAACUUUUUUUUUCCUACUUAACUUUUUUUUUUUUUUUUUUUUUGUUUGUUGCUUUUAUCCACAUUUUUUUUACAUCUGAAAUGUGAUGAUAAAGAACACCCAUUAAAUUUGGUUCAGAUGACCAUAAGAAUCAAACUUUCACCCAAGAUACAUUAUUUUUAUUUUGGCUUUAGUGUAUAACUAAAGCUAGCUUUCAAAUACCAAAAGAGAAAGCUGAAAAUGGUCACCUGGACAAGUUUGAUUUCAAACUUGUCCAAGUCACCUGUAUAAAAAAAAAGGCAAGAAGAUGAAACCAAGUUCUAUUGAUGCAAUAAAAAAAAAACUUAAUUUGCAUCAUUUGACUAGUUACGGUAUAUGGACCAUUGGUUUAGAAAGCGAUUUAAACUUGUCUUAGUCGUUUCCAAACAAAUUUAAACUUAGCGGUUUCCUUGGGAAUGACUGAUGCUAAGUUUAUUGCUUUGUACUUUGACAUAUUUGGCGGUGCAUGCCAAUUGCUCAUCAUCUUCACAUAUUUUCUGCUGUGGAGAGAAUAUUGUAAAUGAGACAUUGAUGCUGUUGCACAAGUUUGUUUGCUGUUGAAAAGUUUCUCUAAUGCAGACCAGUUUUUGUGCUUCUAAAUGUACAAGCAGAAAAUGUCCUUUGACUUCACUUUUGAAACUUUUUUUUAUCAUUAUGUUCCGGAGCCCAAAUGGCGUAGGAUGAGCAAUGGUUUAUGUAAAGCUUCCAUAUAUGUGUGUGUAAAACUGAGUGCCAGAUAGAGCACCUCUGGCAGUAGGUUCAGUUAGUUGUCUCAAACCAAUUAAGAAUCUAUGUUAGAAAAAACGGUCUAAAAUUGGGUAUUGGGCCCAAAGUUAUUGCAUUUAAUCCAUAGAAUGUUGGUUGGUGCAACCUAAUUUUUUUGUUCUGAGUGCGGUCCAAUGUUUGCUUCACACAAUUUUGUAGUACUUAUCGGUGCCUUUCAUUAUGACAAUGUUUUUGAACCACAAAGACCAGGUACACAUAGCAGUAUUCCCUUUAAUCUCUUUCAUAUGCCAUAUCAUACUGAUAUAUACAAAGAAACCGGUGUGCACAUAUUAAUAUUGUGCUGUGGGAUAUGUAAAUUGUAUGUGGUGUUGAUGUGUACAUAGUCUAUGGUCUAGCUAAUUGUCAGUUGAUAUUUUAUUUUAUAUUAUCAGAGGUUCAGUUAAUUGUCAUCUGACAAUUAUUUUUAGUUAGCUGUUCUUUUUAGUAUCCAAACUUUUUUUUUUCAAACAAAAGGUUUAGUUGGUGCUGCUUCAGCAGUUGACACAAAUUUCUAUAAUGGUAGGUUACAUUUUUAUGUUUUGAAUUAGGUUAUUCUGUGACAAUCAAACGAUCAAUCUAUUAUUGAUGUUAAUGGCACUUUUGUGUACUUUUACAAUGUGAAGCAAAUUAUUGUUGGGCUGCAUGAGUUCUAAUAUGAGCACAUUUUUGUGUGCUGGACCAAUAGAACAUUUCUAUCAGCACUUUGUCAAAUAUAUUUCUAUUUUUUUUUGUAUGCAAGGUUUUUAUCAAUGGCAGCAUUUCAUAGUAAUUGAUGAAUCUCUUUUUUUUUUUUUUUUUUUUUAAAUAAUUUUAAUGCUGCACUAAUAAAAAAAAACAACUUAAACUUGGGACACAUUGUCUCAUCAAAUUGACCUCUUUGGAACAUUUCCAGAGUCCUAAAGUGUGCUGACUACAUUAUUAUAAUUCAGGGCCCAAUGUCCAAAGGUAUUUAUAACAAGUGUAACAGCUUAAAAGAACUGAGGUUUCAUCUACACAUGGUUUUUCAACCUUCAUUAUUUCACUUCCGCUUUUUAGUUUUAACUUGUGCCCUAAGGCUUAUGAGUUAUUGCACAUUUUUAUCAUUGGGGAUCAGCUCUUAAUGUUUCACUAAGAGUAUUUUGUAUAGUCUACAUGUGAAUUGAACUUCAUGUUCCCAUUGCCAGCAAGUGUGUCUUUGGAUACACAUGUUCCUAUAUUAUAUUAUUUAUUCUAUUUGAUUUGAUAGUUUUGCAAGUCAUUGUAAAAGGGAUCCAUUAAAUAAGCUUGAUUUGCAUUCCAUUUAGGAGAAUCAAACUGCUGUUGUUACUGUGUGACAUGUCACAGUAUCGGCAUUAAAAUAUUUGUGUGCCCUAAUUUUAUUUUAUGUAAAUGUCUGUUAAGAAACAAAUCAAUACAUUGGGUUCUUCUUUCAGUGUCAAAGAGAAACAUGAGUCUUCUCCCCAGUAUGAUGUGCAAUCUCUGAGCUCUUGUUAUUAGAUGUUGUAUUUGGUGUGAGAGUUUGACAUACAAUUUUUUACUUUUUUAUGUCGUCUAGCGGCUGUGUCUGGAAAAAAACAACAACUGCUUGCCAAAAUAGUUUUUUUCAUUUUCAAAGUAACAUUGUCAUUACUAAGAUUCGUGUUAUUUCUUAAUUUAUUUUAAGUACCGGUAAUUAAAACCAUAAUUUGCUAUGGAAGUGUUUCAAUCCAGAUUAUUUUUUUUCAGCUUCCCAUUAGUAAGAAAUUAAUAUAGUUUAUGUUCAGCUUUGGUUGUUCACUGUUUUAAUGAAUCCCUAGGUUAAAGCUUAGGGUGUUUGAUCAGAGUUGGAACAUAAUACAGCCAAUGGGUUUAAAUAAAGUUAAUCCUGUAUGGUAGAGUUUUCUCAUUGAAUUGCUAGUCAUUUAAUGGUUGCAAAGUAUAUCAAUAUAUGACUUCUUGUGUACGUUUUGUUAACCCUCAAACAAAAUGAAAAGUUUAAAAUAAAUAUUUGAUGAAGAUAGUCAUUUUUACCAUUAAAAUGCCUCAAUAGUAAAUUUCACCAUUAAAAUGCCUCAAUCAUGUAAUUAUUGGUGUUGAUUUGUUUUUCCCUUUAACAAAAUUGCAUAUCUGGUUCAGAGCCGAAUGUUGCCCUGUCUAAUUUGUUUUUUUUUUGUUUUUUUUUUUCAAGAUUAUUGGGUUCAGAAUUUCUUGUUGGAAUUUAUUAUUUUUUUUUGUCUUUUGUUCUUUUAAAUUCAACCAGUUGUCUAUUUCCCUUAUUUUUAUUUUUAAAUUGUUGUGUUUUGUGUCAGACUGAUUCAGACACCAUGCUUAUUGAUUAAAAAAUACUGUUAAGAAAUGGUACAAGAACUUGGCCAGGCUGCAGCUAUCUUUUUUUGUUAAAUAUUUUCAAUUUAUUUGACACAAAAUUAAAGAUGACAAAUUGUUUCAGCAGUUAUUUUAAUAUGAAACUGUCAAACAAGAGCUGAGUUGAUCUUUGUUCCUAUCAGCUCUCUAUAUUGUGUACUAUUUGUACUGAUUACAUUUUGAAUGCUUAUUGUUUUACAGAAAAUGUUGCCCUUAUUCAGAGAUCUGAGUUUCCUCUAGUUAAAAAUUUUGUUCUAAGAUAACCAGUUGUUGCAUUGUUAAUAGUGGUGUUGUGGUUCUGUUUUUAAACAGAGAAAUUAAUAACACCAAAUUUUUUUCAACAAAAGUUUUAUCAUUGUUGACUUUAUGAGGAUUUAGCAAACUCAGCAUUUUAUGAAAGCAAAGCUACAUAGACACCUGAUUACUCUUAAUUUCUUGCCAUUUUUUUUCUUUAUGAGAAUAUAUAACUUGAAAUAUGUUUGCUUUUUAAUUUCAAUGUAAUUUUUUAAACUUAAAUUUAUUUUUUUUUCUUGGCUGUUGCCAAUGGUACAUUUUAUCUGGAAAAGUAGAAUGUAUUAAGUUUUCCUAGAAAGAGGCAUGAUGGUCAAGUGGUUAAGUGCUUUGUUGCUGAAAUAGAGCUUGAGUUCAAAUCCUAUGGAUUUUUUAUCUGGAUUUAUAUAUCUUACCAGUUAUAAGAAUACUUGGCAUUUAGGCAGAGUAAAGGGGAUUGGCCACCAGGUACCAGAAAUGUAUGAACUCAACUUACCUGCUCUAUGACCAUCAAGGUUUUUUUUUCCCUUAGGUGUAGAUCUCGGUCAAUAUAGUGAUUGAUUCAAUAGUAAAUUCUGUGUUGAUCUCCCAUGAAUAUAGCUGACUAGAGCUGUUGCAUUGUGUUUUUAAGUAACUGUUCCCUUGAGAAAUGAGCGACUCAUAGCAUGCCAGUGGCAGGUUGGGAAUGAAGAUAAUCCAAACUUUUUGUUCUUUAUGCCUAAAGAUGAGGUUUUAUUUGUUUACCGCUAGCCACUAAACCUCUCCUCCUCCUGAUGGUGCUCGGCUUGUGUUGUGACACUAUCAAGAGUCGGGACACGUUUGGUCGAUGCAGCACCUCACUUGUGUAGUGGUGUGGGUCUGACUGAUAGUGUUUUGUUGCUGUUUCAGUCACUAGUUAUUUGGGUAACAUCUCCUUAUUGCAAGAUAUAUAUGUGUAUAAUAUAUAUCCAUGUGUGCAUUGACUGUUGGAAUUUUUGUGUUUGUUUAGGUUAGUGCUAUCCUAGCACCAUUUAUGUAGUGGUAAAAAGAAACAUUGUAAUUUUUUUUUUUAUGCUGGUACCGUAACUCACUUUUCAGAGGAUAGUCCUGCUGGGGGAGCUUGUAGACACUAGCCUACCAAAUCAUUAGCGUUUUUCUUUUCUUGUUGAUUUCAAAGUUUUAAAAAUUUUUAUUCACAUCUAGUGACAAUCUACAAAAUUUUAUUGCAUGUUAGAUUUGUUUAAAGAAAAAAUCUCUUAACUUAAGCAACUUCUUUAAAAAAAAAACAAAAGUAUUCUGCAUAUUUGACUUGUAUUUCUUCAAAAUAAAUUAAAUCUAGCAGUUGUAUUUUGUACAUGUUUCAAUCAUGUUAACACAAAUCUAUUCUUCCAUCCUCAUUUUUGUUACACCCACCACAAGAUCAUCUGUUAGGCCUACCCUGAUGGUACCAUAAGAGUUUCUGUUAAACAGACUUUUUAAGAGUUUGAAAUGGAAUUUUUUUUUAAAGAGACUUGACCUCUGUAACCAAAACAUUUAGAAUUUUGUUAAGGCUAAGACAUAACUUUCUACAACGAAAACAAUGCCCUCUACUUGACCACAGAAAUCAAAUUUUUAAUGUAGCCUUGCAUCUAUUUUAGAAAUUUUGGCCAAUGUAAUUAAUGCCAUUUAUCAACAAAAAAAAAAAAAAUCCCCCCCCCCCUUUUUUUCCAUUUUCCUGUUAUAAGAAAGGCAUUUUGAAUUGUAUUUGUGUAUAUUUUACUAUAUUGCUGCAAAGUGCCAAAUACUUUGUUUUUUGUCACACACACACCCACACACUGUAGCUGCUUGACAUUUUUGGUUUAGUUGUUAAAAUGUGUGAGGGUGUUUCUGUCUUGAAUCUGUCUUUUCCUUUGAACCUUAUUGAACAGGGUAGAGUUGAAAGGAAACAAGGGUGUGGGGGGGGGGGUGCAGCACAGACAAUAAAUGUAACAGGUGACCACCAAGGAACCAGUUUUAAAGAACAAAUCAUUUCAUUCUCAAUAUUAUGGAACUGUUAGACAUUCCAUUCAUUCUGGCUUUGUACUCUGGUGAGAAAGUGCAUUGGCUUGCACAUUUUAAACUUUUAUGUCAGUUUUCUUUUCUUUACAUGGUUAUCAACUAUGUAACAAUAGUGAUUAGCAGAAACCAUUGUGUGAUUUAUUUGAUGUACUGUAUAAGUUUCUAAACACUUUUGUAACAUAUAUAGUGAACUCCAGCAAACUGUUUAUUUAGUCAUCCUUUUGUUUGAAGAGAGUAGCCUGGCAGACAUAAGGCUUAGUGCAAUGCUAACAAGUUGUUCUGAUUUCAUGUUUUCUUUUUGUAGUUUUGAUGUUAAGACUUUCCUUAAGGAUACAACCAAUUGAUAACAGUAAAGGUCCACCAAAUGAUCAGGAAGCAUGGUCUUCUUUGAAAUAAAACAGUCUGAAUGACACACUGCU